GCACUGAUAAAUGGCACUGACAGGCGGCACUGAUGCGCACGGAUAGGAAGCACUGACUGGCACGGAUAGGUGGCACUGACUGGCAGCUCAGAUGGGCACUGAUAUGCGGCAUUGAUGUGCACUGGUAGGCACUGAUAUGUGAUAUGUGGCACAGAUGGGCACUGGCAGGUGGCACUGAUGAGCACUAACAGCUGGCAUUGAUGGACACUGACAGGUGGCACUGCUGGGGCUACACUGAUCAUCAGGGCACACUGAUCAUCAGUGCCCUGAUGAUCACUGUCAGUGUGACAGCUCAGGGGACAUCUACACUGAUCAUCAGGGCACUGAUGCUCAGUGCCCUGAUGGUCAGUGUAGCCCCAUCAGUGCCACCUGUCAGUGCACAUCAAUGCCACAUAUCAGUGCCGAUCUGAGCCACCUUUCAGUGCCAACUAUCAGUUUCAGUCAGUGUCGCCUAUCAGUGCCAGUCAGUGAUGCCUAUCAGUGCCAUAUAUGAGUGCUGCCUUUCAGUGCCCAUCAGUGAUG
This is a messenger RNA of Staurois parvus, 522 nucleotides long. NCBI's taxonomy places the organism in Eukaryota, Metazoa, Chordata, Amphibia, Anura, Ranidae. The record is from the annotation of a GenBank genome assembly.